Wyeomyia smithii (pitcher-plant mosquito) is the source of this 2064-nucleotide messenger RNA. RefSeq names its product F-box only protein 9. Gene Ontology annotation, cellular component: SCF ubiquitin ligase complex. Gene Ontology annotation, molecular function: protein binding. Lineage: Eukaryota; Metazoa; Arthropoda; Insecta; Diptera; Culicidae. The record is from RefSeq and is a predicted model, not a curated record. Gene Ontology annotation, biological process: SCF-dependent proteasomal ubiquitin-dependent protein catabolic process. The transcript is spliced from 5 exons. Bases 380 to 1693 code for a protein of 437 amino acids.
UAUUUUCAGAGCAGACUGAAAUUACAGCAGGGAAAAGAUAUGUUUUAUUUUGUACUCAAGUGAAAUCAUUUUGGUUGCAACAAUAUCACUUAUCGAUAAUAUUUUUAUUUCUCGACUUCUGGCAUCCGUGCAUUUGAAUUAAACUAUUAAUUUUGCUGUCAAAAAUCAACCCGUUGUGCGUUUGCGUUCUUGUUCCGCUGGAAUACUAUGGCCAUAUUUUUGUUCCAGCAAAGCAAGCAAUUCGUGAAAAUAGAACCUAUCUUAGAGAACGGCCUCUCCAUUCCAGUAAUUCGAUACACCGACCGUGAACUAGGCAACGGCCUGUAUUGAUAUCCCAUUUGGCAACAUCAGAUUAUCAUCCUCGUAACCGGUAGCCGAAAUGGAUUCUACUGGAGAUACGGUUAAAGAAGACGACGAUGAAAGUUCGUCGUCAUCAUCGAACGUGCAGCAUGCAUUGGAUGAGUUCCGUGAAAAAUGGCAACAAGAAUUAAAGAAAGAUAACACAAGCUGCUCAUCGUUGGGUAAAUCCGAUGCUUUGAGCAGCAAUGAGCUAAUGGAUAAAGAGAAUCUUUCUAUAGAACAACAGGCCAAGGUUUGGUUCAUUCAAGGAACAGAAUUGGAACGAGCUGGUAAAGUCUUUGAAGCCAUGCGUUUUUACCGAAGGGCAGUGCAAUUGGUACCGGACAUUGAAUUUAAAGUGUAUGAUAGAGUAUCUGUCAAACAACAGCAUCGGUCAAACAAACCUAGCUCUGAAGUUGAGCAGCUAACUUCAAGCUUGAUUGAAACAAAUUUGCAAGUAAACGAGAACCUGGAAAAAACAGACAUGGUAUUGCGUUUCCAAACUCUGCUGGCUAAAUCGGGAAAGCUCUUCGAAACUGCUUCAUCUGCUGAUCGAAUGCUUAUUGUAACUUCCGCGCACUUUUCGGAUUUACCGAUGGAAGUUAUCCUGUACAUCCUACAUUGGGUAGUAUCCAGUGAGCUCGAUCUGAAAUCUUUGGAGAGAUUUAGUAGCGUUUGUCGUGGGUUCUAUUUGCUGGCUAGAGAUCAAGAAAUUUGGAAGAAAGCAUGCGUUCGUGUUUAUGGGAUAAAUGUUGGGAACCUGGCAGGCUCUCCAUUUGCAACUUGGCGUGAGAUGUAUAUCAACCGACCACGAGUUCAUUUUCAUGGAUGUUAUAUCAGUCGCACAAGCUAUUUGCGAUUGGGGGAAAACAGUUUUCAGGAUCAAUUCUAUCGACCAGUACAACUAGUGGAAUACUACAGGUAUUUCAGAUUUUUCGCGGAUGGCAAAGUUUUGAUGCUUACCAGUCCUGAUGACCCACAAAGUUGUGUUAGCAAGUUAAAAGCUCGUCAUCCGAUGCAAAGUGAAAUUCUUAAAGGUCAUUACAGAUUGCAUAAUGACGAGGUCAUAAUUGCUGCCCAGAGAAACCGAUUGAGCACACAGAAUCAGCGUCCGGGUCGAAAGAAGGAAAUUGAAUCAGAAUACGGACAACAAACUUUCUAUUUGGAAUUGAAAAUUGUUAGCACAUCUAAACGUACUUUCUCGCAGCUUCACUGGAGACAAUAUUCGAUGAUACAACUCCGCAACAACCAGGAGAAGACUACAACUUUCGAUCUAGCCCCCACCAAAUACCCACCGCUGUAUUUUUCACACGUAAAAAGCUACCAUCAAGAAUCGGAUGGACCCUUGAAAUGAAAAGUUUGUUCCUCGCAGACCCGGAUUUUUUUCCUGGGACUAGGCCAGACAUGCAACUACCACAUUUGCUCGUCAAUUCCAGCGGAGCGUGAUCCCAUUUCUGCCUCUAGCCCCCUACACCCACAUCCGGACCUGGUUCAGCAUCAAGAAUCGCGAUGAAUUUAUUAAAAAUAGGUGGAAAAUUGCUAAAAACUGCUUUUCGCUAAGUAAUAUUUUAUUUAGCUAGCGCAACACAAAGCUGUUGUCUAAACUUUUACUGGAAUAAAAUAUAAUGCAUAGCUAUUUGGUUAAAAAUCGUUAAUGUUAUUAACAAGUGUUAUGCACUGGUAUUAAAUCAUACGUUAAUAAAAGCUUUUUAGUAAUACUUAAAA